GGCAGGCGGGGCGCAGAGAGAGGAGGAGCCUCGGGCAUGAGCCACCGCCCUCGCUGUGGAUCUUCAGCCGCCGCCGCUGCUCUGAGCAGCUAGCCCGAAAGGCAGAUGGAACCGAGUCAAUCUCAGCUCUUCACCAUGUAACCUUGGCCAUGUCCUGAGCUCUCUGAACCUGUUCCUUCAUUUAUGAGACGCUGCAAACAUUAAACACCAACUGUGACAAAUGGUGAGAUCCAAAGUCAAAUAAGAUGAAGUUCCUACUUCAAGCUGCUCAUCAUCUACUUAAGAAAGAGCAUCCAAAAUGCAGAAUGUAAGCAAGCACAGGAAUACGUCUACCUUCCUGAUAAAUAACACCCAGUGAAGCCACUGAAAUACUCAGAAAGAUGGACAAACCACUGAUCAGCCGUCGCCUAGUAGACAGUAAUGGCAGCCUUGCUGAGGCUCCCAGUGGGGCCCCCAAUGUGGGCAUCCUGGGCAGUGGGGACUUUGCACGUUCCCUGGCCACACGCCUGGUGGGCUCUGGCUUCAGUGUUGCAGUGGGGAGCCGCAACCCCAAACGCAUAGCUGGGCUAUUCCCCUCAGCCACACAAGUAACUUCCCAGGCAGAGGCAGUGGUCUUCCCUGAGGUCAUCUUUGUGGCCAUGUUCCGGGAGCACUACUCUUCACUAUGUGGACUCAGCGACCAGCUAGCCAGCAAGAUCCUAGUGGAUGUGAGCAACCCCACAGAGCAGGAGCACCUUCAGUACCGUGAGUCCAAUGCUGAGUACCUGGCCUCCCUCUUCCCCACUUGCACAGUGGUCAAGGCCUUCAAUGUCAUCUCUGCCUGGACCCUGCAGGCUGGGCCAAGGGAUGGGAACAGGCAGGUGCCCAUCUGCAGUGACCAGCCAGAAGCCAAGCGCACUGUCUCAGAGAUGGCACGCACCAUGGGCUUCACGCCUGUGGACAUGGGAUCCCUGGCCUCAGCCCGGGAGGUGGAGGCCAUGCCCCUGCGCCUCCUCCCGGGGUGGAAGGUGCCGGCCCUACUGGCCUUGGGGCUCUUCAUCUUCUUCUAUGCCUACAACUUCAUCCGGGAUGUGCUGCAACCCUACAUGCAGGAGGGCAAGAACAAGUUCUACAAGCUGCCUCUGUCCGUGGUCAACACAACGCUGCCGUGCGUGGCCUACGUCCUGCUGUCACUGGUGUACCUGCCUGGCGUGCUAGCAGCUGCCCUGCAGCUGCACCGCGGCACCAAGUACCGACGCUUCCCCGACUGGCUGGACCACUGGCUGCAGCACCGCAAGCAGAUAGGCCUGCUCAGCUGUUUCUGUGCCGCCCUGCACGCGCUCUACAGCUUAGGCCUGCCGCUGCGCUGCUCCCACCGCUAUGAACUGGUCAACCUCGCCAUCAAACAGGUCUUGGCUAACAAGAGUCACCUCUGGGUUGAGGAGGACGUCUGGAGGAUGGAGAUCUACCUCUCUAUGGGAGUACUGGCCCUCGGCACGCUGUCCCUGCUGGCCAUCACCUCACUGCCGUCCAUUGCAAACUCACUCAACUGGAGAGAGUUCGGCUUCGUUCAGUCUACACUGGGCUUUGUGGCCCUGGUGCUGAGCACGCUGCACACACUCACCUAUGGCUGGACCCGCGCCUUUGAGGAGAGCUGCUACAAGUUCUACCUGCCUCCCACCUUCACACUCACGCUGCUGGUGCCCUGUGUGGUCAUCCUGGCCAAAGGCCUGUUUCUUCUGCCCUGCUUCAGCCGCAGACUCUCCAAGAUCCGAAGGGGUUGGGAGAAGGAUGGUGCCAUCAAGUUCAUGCUGCCAGUGGACCAUGCCCUGGCCCAGAAGACUAGCCAUGUGUGAGGUGCCAGCGCCUGGCCCAGGAAACCAAAUACAGCAGGACAGUGCCCUGAGCCUGUCAAGGCUUCUUUUCUUGAUCAAGCAGUAUGGCAUAAUCAUGCACAAUUUGGUGGUUUGAGGCCUGAAUUCCCAGAAUGCAAAUUUAUGCAGUAAUCAAAAUGACACACACAUGUGUGUGUAAUAUAUGUUCAUAUAUAUUUCAGAUAUAUCACAGGAUUUGCAAUUAUACUUACUUAGCUAAAAAGUUGAGUCCCUGAAAGUCCAACUGGUAGAUUGAAAAGCGAGUGCCAGAUGUCAGAUCUGCAGCUCAUGUAUUAUUGUGACAGAUACACACUUUUUGCACAGAAAAGGCAGUGAGAGGCUUGCUCCUCAGUGGAUUCAAUCCAUGCCCCCACUUCCUUUUCACUACUUUUCAAGGCUUUUGCAGAGCUGGGGCUGUGUGGUGGCAGAGCACACGUGACCUCUGCCUGGAGCUGUUUAUAUGCACUGGGGUGAGGUGGUGGUGGUGAGGGGUUGCCAGUGAGCAGGGGUGCAGCUCCCCCUUUGUCACCUUUAGUGGAAGGAGGCCGGGCUGGAGCAAGGGUGCUGGUGGGGAACCUGGUGUCUGUGCCGUAGGAGCCAAUCAAAGGUCCAUCCUUUGCCAGCUGUGCAGGUAAGGAAGGGGGUUGGGCUGAAGCUGUUCCCCUAAUCCUUCCUGAGCUGGGGAGAUUUUCUUCUUGAAGGUCUGAAGCCACCACAGUGGGUGCAAAUUGAUCUUCCCACAGGAGUGUGAAGCUACCUUCAGGAGUGCAGAGCCACUAAUGAACCCUGUCUUGAGAAUAAGUGUAAUUUAUUUCCCUCCUUUGAGUUGGUGAUGACCGUUCUUUAAACCACUGUGCCUUCUCACCUUUUAGAUCAUUAGUUUGAAUGUCUCCCUGGAAGGCCUGGAGCAGACCCUCUUCAGUCAGUUCCAGAGAAAAGGAAAGGCAGAGAGAGAGGCUUGGCACCACAGCUCAGCCUUUCUCAGGAGGGGGACGUGCCCAGGGGGCUGUGGGCUGGUUGUCUUUAUUGCUUUGGGCCUGUGGAAAAGCACUAGGGCCCUGUUCAAAUGUCUCUGCUACCUCUGGGCAAAGAACCUGCCCUCCAAGCACCCAGCCCCACACUGCUCUGAGGAAUAGGGAGAAUGUGGGCAGCUGGACCCACCAAGGACCUCCAAUAUUUCAAUAUAGCUGGCAGCGUCUUUCCCACCAAAGUUGCAAACCUGAAAUGCUGCUGCCCCAAAGCACAAGAGGCUGGACCUCAGCCAGGGCCACCAGACAUGUGUGCUCAGGUCAUAGGCCAUCCCUCACUGAUUCCUGCCCAGUUUUUAUUUCUCCAUGAAGAAAAAGCAGUUGUUGGCUGAGCCCACAACCCCUGGCAGAACCAGGAUGAUCUAUCCUAUCCACAGAAGAAACUUUGAAGCCAAAGGGGUGACUUCCCGAGGAAUCAGGGAGAUGCGCACUGGACUCCACUCUGAAGUGGGAAUGUUGGUCACACUAAUAGUCUUAGGUCUUCCAGGCCGGAGGGCAUCUUAGGAUGGACAUAGUGUAGCCAGCAAAGGCUGACCAGACACUGCUGCCAGAGAAUGAUGCCCUUGCCUCCCCCCAGGGAGCCCUCAGGGGCUCAUCUGUCUUGAAGGGUGUUAGGGUCCUUUAGUGAAAGGAAAAAAAAGAACAAAUCAAGAGUAUCUCAUUAGGCCAGUGACUGAUGGAGGGAAGGCAGUGCAGGCUACACGAUCUUCCUGCCUGUGUUUCUGCCUGCUACUCCAAUGGACCCUGAUGGAGCAGCCGUGGUCCUCAGAGAGGCUCACUGAACAGGAGGCAGAUAAGUAAAGAGGUCAGCAUUUGCUUAACAGAAUGAGGGCCCACAGAUUUCCCGGGAUAGGAACCAGGGAGAAUAUGGGCAACUGGGCCCCACCAAGGAUCGUCAGGCCUUCUCAGCAUGGGCUGCCUUCCUUCUCCUGCCUCACUGAGCCUGGGGAUGAUUCCUUAUACCAAAGAUGCUGACACAGAUUAAAGUUCAGGAUGCUCCUGCCCCUUCCUGCCCACCUCCUGCUGCAGGUGCUCCUCAGGAAGGGGACUGACCCCAGGAUGUGGCGGCAGGAGGGAACAGAGUUGCUGACCACCCACCAGUUGGACAGUUAGCUCAUGAAAGGCAGGGGGCUGUGCACUCGGCCUCAGCUUGGUGUUUGCUGCUGCUUUUGGCGACCUUUCCAGGUGGCUGGCAAUGGUAUCCCCAUGAAAGCAAGCCACUCCCUUACAGCCUGGUAAAUUCUGUGCCUCUGGGUACAAGAAUGCCUGAACCAGUGUGCUCCAGAAACCCUACAUGCCAUGGUCUGAGGUUGACAUUUAAAAUCUGUGUCUUUGAAACAGUCUUUUGUGUUUACCUUGUAAAGCUUGUCUAAGAAACAGUGAAAAUAAACACCUAAGCUCACCUGAA
Messenger RNA from Manis javanica (Malayan pangolin), 4289 nucleotides. RefSeq names its product STEAP3 metalloreductase (gene STEAP3). Gene Ontology annotation, biological process: copper ion import. The record is from RefSeq and is a predicted model, not a curated record. Gene Ontology annotation, cellular component: plasma membrane; endosome. NCBI's taxonomy places the organism in Eukaryota, Metazoa, Chordata, Mammalia, Pholidota, Manidae. Gene Ontology annotation, molecular function: cupric reductase (NADH) activity; ferric-chelate reductase (NADPH) activity.